Suillus paluster is the source of this 1644-nucleotide messenger RNA. Its product is annotated as beta-lactamase-like protein. The coding region runs from base 33 to 1316 and encodes 427 amino acids. The transcript is spliced from 7 exons. Gene Ontology annotation, molecular function: 3'-tRNA processing endoribonuclease activity. Gene Ontology annotation, cellular component: nucleus. Lineage: Eukaryota; Fungi; Basidiomycota; Agaricomycetes; Boletales; Suillaceae. The record is from RefSeq and is a predicted model, not a curated record.
GAUCAUCAUCCAUCUGGUAGUCUACAACUCUCAUGGCACGAAACAUGAAUAUAUCUUUCCUGGGCACAUCCAGCGGUGGUGGCCCCUCAAUUUCUCGAAACUGUUCUAGUCUUGUCGCAGACGUUAUAGGCGACGGCUCGCUAUGGAUGGUAGACUGUGCAGAAGGGACAGUGCGUCAAUUUCAGAUGCAGCCUCGCGGUCAAGGGGACCCAGUCCUUAAGGCAUUCAAAGUGGCCAAGCUAUUUGUCACCCAUAUGCAUGCCGACCAUGUAAUGGGGAUAAUCACUCUCCUUAGAAAUGUUCUUCAUCCGCCACUAACAGGCGCUACAGGCGACCUUCCACCCUCAGACAGUCCCCCUCAGAUCGAGCUCUACGGUCCUGCUGGCCUCCGUAAAUUUGUUCGCUCAAUAUUUACUAUGACCCUCACCCACACAGGGGAGCGCUAUGUAGUUCAUGAACUACUGACAUCCAACGACACUCCCACUUCAUGUGAUCCUGCCGUGCUUCAUCCGAGCGAAUGCCCUGGUCAAGAUUUCCUCUGUGAUGACCAUGGAUUCUGGAGAUGUGUCACAAGUGGCGCAGGUUAUUGGGGUGAGGUUGUAGUUGAUGCGGGACCGAUACUGCAUCGAGACCCCUGCAUAGGUUAUAUCUUCCACGAGCCUAACCCUCCGCAUCGCAAGCUUGUCAUUUUGGGUGACACAUACGAUGCUUCACCAAUUAUUCCGCUUAUACAGCCAUCCCCGACUACGCCUGUGUCACUCCUCAUUCAUGAAGCAACGGAUACGUUUAUUUCUCGACAUAUCGACCCUUCAGCACGACGAACCAAAGACGAGGUGGAUAGCAAAGUCGCGGCAAGGGGUCACUCCACUCCAGUGAUGGCUGGCGCAUUUGCGAAACAAAUCGGAGCCCAGAGAGUCGUACUGAAUCAUAUUGGAAGCCGAUUUCCCGCGCCUAAACAACUCAAAAACCCUCAAGAUCCCCGUUUUGCCGUCAUCGCCGAAAUAAAGCGGCAAGCGAGCGAGGCGUGGGGAGAUGGCGAAGCUGUUGUCGCUUACGACUUCAUGCGUAUUUCUAUUCCUGCUGAGCCGAACGAAGAAGAAUCUGCGGAUGUGAUAAUGGAACUGGAGGAUGAUGUACUACUAGGAGAAGUGGUCGAGGUCGGUGAGUUGGCGCGAGGACGUGGGAGAGGAAGAGGGACUUUCAGAGGAACGAGCCGUGGGAGGUGGAGAGGUCAAUGGAGAGGUCGUGGUCGAGGUGGCGGCGGCGGCGAUGGAGAUGGAGAUAGAAGAAACGGCAAAAAACGCAAGUUUCAAUAAUAAGCUUCCACCGCACGCCUCCCACGCGGUUUUGACUUCUAGAGACUAAUUUGGAGGGGUAAGUUGUACCGUAGCCGUAAGUAAUCAUGAGUUGGCUCUUAAUCUACCGUUAGCAUGAUGGUACAUCACCGCAGGCAGGGGACUAGACAGUGUUGCGAGUUUCGCGACUGAGUACGUUUAUCCUCCUAUGCCAUGUCGAAUCGUUCCGAGUCGGGCCAUCGCAGCGGGUACAGGUACCGCUUGGCGUCUUAUCCUAUUUCUGAUUUAUACAUAGCUUUGGAUAUAAGAAGAUCGGAUCAACGGUAUAUUAUCAGAAGGUGUGCAAACA